This is a messenger RNA of Vitis vinifera (wine grape), 3989 nucleotides long. RefSeq names its product pentatricopeptide repeat-containing protein At5g44230. The transcript is spliced from 3 exons. The record is from RefSeq and is a predicted model, not a curated record. Gene Ontology annotation, molecular function: RNA binding; zinc ion binding; protein binding. Lineage: Eukaryota; Viridiplantae; Streptophyta; Magnoliopsida; Vitales; Vitaceae. The coding region runs from base 1534 to 3477 and encodes 647 amino acids. Gene Ontology annotation, biological process: RNA modification.
UUUGAUUUUAUCAAAGAGCAAUGCAAACAAAGUGAACCAACAAAAGCAGAAAACUUUUCAAGUGGUGAAAAAUGCUCGAGUGCUGCAGCUUCAGAUUUAUGCAGGAAGAAUCGAAGAGAAGCAUAUAAUGGAGUUGGCAUGGAACUAAGGAUUCGCCUGCAUUGCUCUCAAAGGGCUACUCAGUUUCACAUCAUGAAAGAUUCUCAUGUUAUUUUUGGGAAUUGCACCCUUCACCCGGGUCUCUAUGGAAUUGGUUGUUUGGCUGUUAGAAGAUGAGAGUGGUCUCUGCAUCUCUGCCUCUCUGCCUUGUCUAUGGCGUGUUUGCCCCUAAUAUAUCUGGAAAAAACGCGCAAGGUGGGCAAUGGUGAAUAUCCUCCAAUUCGUCAAAGAUGGUACUAUUUUCUUUGGGAAAUCAACGUAGUGAGUAUCAAACACUCAUUUAUAUCUCCACGAGUGCUUCAAUUCCACGAAAAUAAAACAGAAAUACCAACAGAUAAAGAAAAGUCAUUUCAUAUAUAUAUUUUUUCUAUAGCUUUAAAGGAACGAUUACAAUAGAAAAGGUAUUGAUCAAGACAUAGGAGCAAGGUUCUAAGCUGGUAGUCGAUAAGAGUUCAAGGCAACUUAGGCAGUGAAGAACCAUUUGCAGGUUUCGGCUGAUUGACGUUGGAUUUGGCGAACCAGGUGGUGUACAGAAAUUGCUUAUGGGGCCCUACAUGGUUGCAUAUUAACCUGAGCUUCUGCCUCUCCCUCAUCCAUCUCAGCACUAUCUUCAUGUGCCUUUUGCUGGUCAGUCCUCUCAACCCAACUUGCUGCAGAGGUUGCAGAUGAAUUAAUCAUCCAAAUACUCAUAAUGUUUGUAAAUGUGCAAUCAAAAUAUGAGGAUCUACUCAACAACUACACUUAUAAAAGGUUAUGGUCUUUGAUUCUGCACUGAGGAACCAAGAUGUGACAAAUUGGAAUCCUUCUUCACCUUAAAAGCUACAAGUAAAAUACUGGAAAAUAAGGGCAUCUGUGUUUUAGGUUUGGAAAGAAUAAAGAAUGGAGGAUUGAGAGAGAAGAAUUACCUGGACAUGUUCCCAGGUGUCGGCGAUGGUGAGAGGACCGUGCUCCUUUACUAUAUCAAAUAUAACCCUAGUGAGGGUUUUAGUUUGCUCAGGUGGAGUUUUUAGCUCUAUAGGUUUCUGCUUUGGCUUCGGUUUCUUUGCCAAAUACCUGAUCGCUGUUGCAAACAUGAUGCUGUUGCUGCCGAUUGAUUUUGCCUUUCACCUUUUCUCCAACCCCAAAACUACCUAAGAACAAAACGUAGGACUAGUACGUUUGCCCAAGGCAAAACGACGUCGUUGGAUCUGAGGUGAAAAAGAUGAAAAAGGGUUUUAUUUGAUUAAAAGGAUCCUGUCUUCUUAAAAAAAAAAAAUCACAUACUUCUAAAAACGUGAUUAAAAAUCCCUUUUAAUCUAAUGUGCCGCCUUCUUCCUUCGAGUGGUCUCUCAUGUCUCACAGGAAGCACCCCAAUGAACCGUGAAAUCGCGUGUAAUGGUCAAAUUCUGUACAAAGACAUGUCUCUUCAUUCUCCCGAAAACCUCCUAUUGUCAGCUGCAAACUCAAUCUUUCAUUCCCUUCUCUGUACGCCAAGAACAAAAGAUUUUAGAAUCGCGGCUUGUGUCAGUCCUUCAUGGCUGCACCCACAUCAACCAAGUCAAACAAGUGCACGCCCACAUCUUCCGAAAGGGUCUGGAACAGUGCUGCUUUGUUCUCGCCAAGCUCCUCCGUACGCUCACCAAACUCGAUGUCCCAAUGGACCCCUAUCCGCGCCUUGUCUUCCAACAAGUUGAAUACCCCAACCCAUUUCUUUGGACCGCGCUUAUUCGCGGUUACGCUCUUCAAGGGCCCUUUAUGGAAUCGGUUCUUCUGUAUAAUAGUAUGAGAAGGCAAGGCAUUGGCCCUGUUUCGUUUACUUUUACUGCACUGCUCAAGGCUUGUAGCGCUGCUCUUGAUGUCAAUUUGGGGAGGCAGGUACAUACCCAGACGAUUUUGAUUGGCGGGUUUGGUUCUGAUUUAUAUGUUGGGAAUACUUUGAUUGAUAUGUAUGUGAAAUGCGGGUGUUUGGGUUGUGGACAUCGGGUAUUCGAUGAAAUGCUGGACAGAGAUGUGAUUUCUUGGACUUCUUUGAUUGUUGCAUAUGCGAAGGUUGGAAACAUGGAGGCUGCAAGUGAGUUGUUUGAUGGAUUACCCAUGAAGGAUAUGGUGGCAUGGACAGCAAUGGUCACAGGGUAUGCCCAAAAUGCUAGGCCAAGAGAGGCAUUGGAAGUUUUUGAAAGAAUGCAGGCUGCAGGCGUUAAAACGGAUGAGGUUACCUUGGUUGGUGUCAUUUCAGCAUGUGCUCAACUAGGUGCAGCUAAGUAUGCUAAUUGGGUCCGGGACGUUGCAGAGCAAUCUGGAUUUGGGCCUACCAGUAAUGUUGUUGUGGGAUCUGCAUUGAUUGAUAUGUAUGCGAAGUGUGGGAGCGUAGAAGAUGCUUACAAGGUUUUUGAAAGAAUGGAGGAAAGGAAUGUGUAUUCUUAUAGUUCAAUGAUUGUGGGGUUUGCAAUGCAUGGUUUGGCUGGUGCUGCAAUGGAAUUAUUUGAUGAGAUGUUGAAGACAGAGAUAAAACCAAACAGGGUCACGUUUAUAGGUGUUCUUACUGCUUGCAGCCAUGCAGGUAUGGUAGAACAAGGUCAGCAAUUAUUCGCAAUGAUGGAAGAAUGUCAUGGUGUUGCACCAUCAGAGGAUCACUAUGCCUGCAUGGUGGAUCUUCUUGGUCGAGCUGGACGCUUGGAAGAAGCUCUCAACCUUGUAAAAAUGAUGCCCAUGAAUCCCCAUGGGGGCGUGUGGGGAGCACUGCUUGGGGCAUGUCGCAUCCACGGGAAUCCUGAUAUGGCCCAGAUUGCUGCAAGCCAUUUGUUUGAGCUUGAACCCAAUGGUAUUGGGAACUACAUCUUGCUUUCCAAUAUAUAUGCUUCAGCAGGCAGGUGGGAUGAUGUUUCAAAGGUAAGGAAGUUAAUGAGGGCGAAGGGUCUGAAAAAGAAUCCUGGAUGCAGCUGGGUUGAAGGAAAGAAAGGGAUAAUUCACGAGUUCUUUGCAGGUGAUAUGUCCCAUCCGAAGUCCAGGGAGAUUAAGCAGGCACUGGAGGAUCUUCUCGACAGAUUAAAGUAUCUUGGCUACCAGCCAAACCUGAGUUCUGUGGCCUAUGACAUUAGUGAUGAAGAGAAGAAGCGGUUGCUAAUGAGUCAUAGUGAGAAGCUUGCUCUGGCGUUUGGCCUGCUCACUACAAAUGCUGGGUGCACCAUUAGAAUUGUGAAGAACCUCAGGAUAUGCGAAGAUUGCCAUUCAGUAAUGUGUGGUGCUUCUCAGAUCACAGGGAGAGAAAUUGUUGUCAGGGAUAACAUGAGAUUCCACCAUUUUCGCGAUGGGAGAUGCUCCUGUGGUAACUUCUGGUGAUGGAAGCAUGGAUUGGAACUGCAACAUUGACCAAUUGGAUUUUUUCUUUUCUUUUCUCAUUUGAAGUUUGGUUAAUCUUACACCAGUACAGAGCCUAUUGAAUUUGAAUCCUAAUUAUCCACCCAAGUUGCCACCUUUGUACACUCUUCUGCACAAGUACUUGCUCCAAACUGGGCUCUGAAGGAAGAAGAGAAUAGAAUUGACAAGGAUGGAUUUAAUCCGGCGACCUACAAUAUCAUUUACACAAUGAUGAACUCCAGAUGUCAUCUUUAAGCAAUCAUCAGGAAAUCGUACUGUAGCAGUCCCAGUUUUCUUUUCCAUCCGUAUUGGAUUUAUUUGAAUUAAUCCCCAAUUUUAUAAACGCCUAAUAUAGCUAGCAUCUCCUCUGUAUUAUUACAGUCAGGAUUUUGCGAUAACUAUAAUUUUGAGAAUGAUUCAAUUGCAACUAGGAAAUUUAUUUAUUGGGUUCAUUAGUACCCCAAGAAUUUAACACAUCAUUGUAAUUUUUAGAA